Molecule: messenger RNA, 8342 nt
Organism: Nothobranchius furzeri (turquoise killifish)
Lineage: Eukaryota; Metazoa; Chordata; Actinopteri; Cyprinodontiformes; Nothobranchiidae
Gene: tnrc6ba
Product: trinucleotide repeat containing adaptor 6Ba
Biological process (GO): miRNA-mediated post-transcriptional gene silencing; positive regulation of nuclear-transcribed mRNA poly(A) tail shortening
Cellular component (GO): P-body; nucleoplasm
Molecular function (GO): nucleic acid binding
Source: RefSeq, a predicted model, not a curated record
ACUCCACAGCGCUUGGAAAUUUGAAUUCCUCUUCUACACAUUUGAGCUUCGCACUUGUAACAUUAGUGCAAAAUUUAUCGUAUAUUCUCAUCACCUGCCACCUACUUGACUCUCCGCUCAGGCGUCGCUGUUUUUGUAGCCUCGACGAAUGCCUCAAAAAUCUAAAAAGAAAAAAAUUGCACUGAAGCACUUUAGCUAAGCUAGGUAGCUAGCUAGCACGUCUUCAUAUGUGAUUCCCGAGAGAGGAGCUUCAGGCCAGGAGCAGCAGUUCAUGGAAGACAAGAAAAGGAAAAAAGAAGAUAAAAAGAAAAGGGAAACCUCUCAGAAGGUCACGGAGCAAAAAAACAAAGCGCCAGACUUGACAAAGCCGGUUUCUGCCCAGUCUCCUGCCACUCAGAGCAGCUCUGCCUCCCCCAGCCCUGGACCCACCCCUACUGCGUCUCCAUCCCCAGCGACCUCAGGCCCUGGCAGUGCUGCCACCCCAUCUCAGGGCGGCAACAAUGCUAAGCGCCUGGCAGUGGCCAACGGACAGUCCACCUCCACCACCAGCUCUUCCUCCAACGCCAGCGGCCCAGGUGCUGCUGGAAACGCUAGUACGAGUAGCGGAGGCGGAGCUCAGACGCCUCAGCAGGCUUCGCGCUACAUGCCGAGAGAGGUGCCGCCACGAUUUCGCUGCCAGCAGGACCAUAAAGUGUUACUGAAGAGGGGUCAGCCACCACUGUCCUCCAUGCUGUUGGGUGGGGGAGGAGAUGGCACAAACAUGGCUGCUGUCUCAGAUUCUGGCAUGGCUGUAUCUUCACUGGUUCACGCCUCAUCAGUUGCUGCUUCUACAACUAAUUCUAAUUAUGCAAAUUCCAUGUGGGGGACCAGCUCAGGCAGCCAGGCCACCUCUCAAGGCAGGGAGAAGGUCAUUGUUGAUGGCAAUAACCUAGAGGAGUGGCCUAGUAUACCUGGCAGUGAUGGAGGGAACAGUGGCAACAACGGAAUGCCUGUGAAUAGCAUCAGUGCCUCUGGCAACCAGUCCUCACCCACUUCGUCUUUCUCUUUGCCCAGUGAAUGUAUGCAGUCGCCCAACAACUUGGCGUGGGGGGCGACUGCCUCCCAGGGUCAUCUUGGAGGAGGUACUGCAGUAGCUGCUGCUGGGUCUCUGCUACCACAGCCCUCCUCACUUUCCAAAGCCUCCACUGUGCCAGGGAGCCAUGAUGCCAGUGGCUCUGUUGAAGGUAACAGUGGGAAUCCAGGUGCCAACUUCAGUCCAAAUGCCAACCCUUCAGCCUGGCCUGCCCUGGUGCAGCAGGAUGGCCCCGGUGCUGCAGGGGAAGGAGGUUUGACUUCCUUUCAUCCCCAGAGCUCUGGAGGGCCUGCCAACAACUCUGCUUCCUUGGGGCUUGGAAGCGGUGCAGCUGGGGUGCUGGGGGGUCACCCAUCUAUAUCUGUGAAUCAGUCAAACACCCAUCAGCACCAACUUCACCAAAUGCAAUCCAGAGACAGAGAAAUGGGAGGGGGGAAAUGGGACGGUGAAUCAGCGGGACCAAAAAUAGCAGGGGGGGAAUUAAUGGACCAUGGAGUGGGAGGAAGCGGGAUGAGUGCGGGAGACCCCAGCCUUGCAACUUCAUGGAGAGGCAAGCCUUCCUUCCCUGCUGCUUACUCCAAAACGGGUGCCUCAAGGACAGAUGGAUGGGAGGCUGGAGGAGGUGGAGGUUUAGGAGCUGCAGAUGUGGACAAAGGGGCUUCAGGUUGGGGGUUUCCUAGUUCCACUAGUGGGGCUACUGCUUGGGGAAGUGCUGAAAAUGGGGGAAUUAGUGGUCAAACCUCCGGGGCAUCUCAGGGAGUAUGGGGGGUAUCAGGAGUUGGAGGCAAUAGAGGGGGUUCUGGUGGUGAUUGGGGUGGAACAUCUGCUGGCACUGGUGGAGCAACUGCAAGAGGAGAUGAAAUGGGAACCUGCAGUAGUAAUAGCAGCAGUAGUGGAGGUAGCACAGCAGAUAACCCACCUGCUACAUCCUCCUCCUCGUCAACAACCACCACUACAACCAGAGCCUGGGACAAUCAGAAAGGAGAAUGUGAGGCAGGGGAAUGGGGUGAUGAAUCAGGAGGACAGGGAGCACAAGGAGGGUCUUCAUCUAGUGGUGGAAAUUCCAGGACUGGAAGUGGACCUAACAAUAAUCGUUCUCGGCGACCGGCACCUACAGCUGAAGCUGCCUUACAAAGCCUGCUCAAUCGGUCUGAUCUAGACCCUAGAGUCCUAUCCAAUUCUGGGUGGGGCCAAACACAAAUCCGACAAAACACAUCCUGGGAUGUAGACGACUAUGCAGGACAGAAAAAAGGUGGACUUGCGUUACCACCGCCUAAACACCCAGCAUCUCUUGGUGGUUCUAAUCAGUACCCCAGUGGCCCUCGGACCCUGAGCAGCGAUUCUAUGGGUCCAGGUAUCAGUCCCUCUGUCCCUCCUUCAACUGGGUCUUCAGGAGAGGGGUGGGAGAGCAGCAGCAACAGCAGUAGUAGCGGGGCUUCUUUGUCUGGGCGAGCUCCCCCACCUACAUGCACCAACAUGAGGAGUCACGGUGUCUCACAGUCUGGGCCAGUGACCACAAAUGCUCCUGGAAUGAGGUCAGGGGUAGCACAUGGACCUAGCCAGCAGAUAAAUGCUGCAGGCUGGUCCGGGGGUAGGGAUGACCAUGAGGCCAAGAACUGGGGGAAUGAGCAAUGGAAAGGCAAUAGUAGAGGAGAAAAGGGAUCAGGAUGGGGUGAUACUGAGCAGCAAGGUGACUCGGUCAGUGGAGGCUGGGGAGAAGGUCAGCAGGAGAAAGGCACAGGGGGUUGGAAGGAAAUUAGAGGCAGUAGUGAAGGGAGUGGGUGGGGAGCAGAACCGAAGGUUGGCUCAGGUAAGAACUGGUUAGAGCAAGAGUCCAAAUCAAGUAGCAGUGGAGGGGGUUGGAGUGAUGAGAGAAGGAAUGGAGGACACUCAGGUGGGGAUUCAGGUGUAGGUGGUUGGGGUAGUUGGGACGACAGUACACCUCGUAGGACCUGGGGAGCUGGGGGCACAGGGGGGGGAGGCAGUGGAGCAGGGGGGGUUGAAGGGGUAGGGGGAAUGGGGUCCAAACCUCAUCAGAGUUGGAGUGGGGGAAACAAAAUGCACCAAAUGCCAAACAGCCAAUCGGGCUCCUUCUCAGGCCCACAGGCACAACUGCAACAGCAACAAUCACAGCCUCGCAAUCAACAUCAACAGCUGCAGCAAGCGUUGGACCAGGGGGCUAUGCAAGGGGGCGGGGGGAGGAAGCUCGUCUCUCAAGUUCAGACACAGAACCAAAGCUCAGGCUGGACCUCGGGAACUAUUCCUGGUGUCUCCGGAGGAGGAUCAACAGGAGGUGGAGGUGGAUCUGAACCAAGUGGUUGGGAAGAGCCCUCACCACAGACUAUAAGCAGGAAGAAUGACAUAGACGAUGGAACAUCAGCAUGGGGAGACCCAACUCAUUACAAUUACAAGCCGGUGAACCUGUGGGACAAAAACAGCGGACCUGCUGGCCAGCAGCCACACAGCCAAGGUCAGCCCCAGCCGCAGCAGCCUCAGCCCCAGAAGCAGCAGGAACCUCCCGUGCUGCAACAACCCAGCAGGCAGCCUGCAGGACUUGGUGGUACCAGAGAAACCAACGCCAGUCACGGAUCUUCUAAAACCUCUGUUAUGGAUCCAUCAGGCUGGGGGGACACUUCUCCAACUAGUCCAACAGUGGACAAUGGCACCGCAGCCUGGGGAAAACCAAGUGAUGCCCCCACAGGUUGGGGAGAUCCUGAUGAAGUGGGAGGGAAGACGACAUGUUGGGGAAAUCCUCCGUCAAACAAAGUCAGAUCUGGGUCAAAGUCUAUGCAAGAUGGCUGGGUGGACAAAGAGAGCCCAGUGGCAGCCUCUCGCCACUCGAGCUGGGAGGAUGAGGAGGAAGGCAUGUGGAACAGCACCAGCUCCCAGGGAAGCAGCUCGUCUUGGGGACAGGGCAGCAAUGGAGGUUGGGGACAAAAUCAAGCUGUAAAGAAAGCCAGCAACAAGGGCCCUCUGAAGGCUGGUGGAGGGGACUUAUUGAUGAGCCAUUUCAACAGACAGUUCUCUAACAUGGGAAUUCUGAAUGAUGACCCCAGCAGCCCAAACAUGGACCUGGGUCUAGGUCCCUUUCAAGAGAAGAAGAUGGAAGCUGAGAAAAGAGGCAUGGGAAUGAAUGAUUACAAUGGUGACAUGAGGAAAGGAGGACGAGUUGGAGGAAGUGGAGGGGGAGUGAUUUUUCGCCCUCCUGGGUCCAAAGAGCCAGCCCCAGUGGAGACAGGAUCUUACUAUGACAAGACGUUGCAAUUGAUCAGUCAGGAUGGGGGCCUUGGGGAGGAGGGUCUCAGCUCUCUGUACUCACCACCCACUGUCUGCAAGCCCCAUACCCUCUUCAACCACUCUGUCCCCUUUAGACAAGGUAGUCACAGUAUUUUUGGAAGUACAGGAGGAAUGGCCCACUCAAGACACCAACAGAGUGUCCCAUCCAUGAAUCAGUCCCCGGGGAUGCGAGCACAAGUGCCUCAUCAGUUCCUGUCUGCUCAGGUGCCAGGCUCCGUGCUGAAGCAGAUGCCCCCUUCCAGCGGGAGUGUGGGGGGUGUUGGUGGCAUGGGAGGGAUAGCAGGUGUCGGGGGAGGUGUGUUUCCACCGCAGCUGUCCCCUCAGCAGAUUGCCAUGCUGAGCUUCUACCCACCUCAGAUCCAGUUUCAGCUGGCUUGUCAGCUCCUGUUGCAGCAGCCACCACAACAGCAGCAGGUGCUGCAAAACCAGAGGAAGUUCCCGCCUAAUGUUCGGCAGCAAUCUGACCCUCAGCAGCUGGCCAGGAUCAUGGCGGUCCUCCAGCAGCAGAGGCAGCUCCAGCAGGUUGGGGGUUUAGGUGGCAGCUCUAAGCUCUCCCCCUCCCACCAGGGGGGAGUGGGCCCAAAACUGCCCGGGGCUGAACCGCUACCCCACCCGGGCCUGGCAGGAUCAGUGGCCGACCUGCAGCAGAAAGCUCUGGGCUCAUACUCUGGGUUUGGUUCUGGGGUGAACCGCACAGGUCUGGACCUUAGCGGCUCCAUAGUGGGGGGGCCUGGAGCCAUGAAGGACUUGGGGGUUCAGCAGUCUCGUUUCAAAUGGAUGAUGGAGGGAAACUGUUCUCCUGACACUUCUCCUGAAAAUGCAUACCACAAGAAUGGUCCUGUAACCCCCAUCAAGAUGCCAGGGAGCUCGCCCUACUCCCAGUACGACAUGAUGGUCGGAGACGGGUCAGGUGACAACUGGCAUAGGACUCCCGGCAACAAGAUUGGUGCCAAAGCUAGCAACACACCGAGCUGGCCUCCUGAGUUCCAGCCCGGUGUGCCCUGGAAGGGAAUUGAUCGUGUUGACCCCGAGUCUGACCCGUACAUGACCCCAGGGAGCAUGAUGGGAACUGCAGUGUCCCCCAGUCUCAAUGACACUGAGCACCAGUUGUUACAAGAUAAUACCGAUUCCACCCCUCCCCUGAACACCUUGCUGCCUUCACCUGGUGCCUGGCCCUACAGUGCCUCAGAAAGCCCCCCCAACAACGCACACAACUCAGCAAAGUACACAGACUACAAGACCAGCUGGCCCCCAGAGCCCAUUGGACACAAGUCUUGGAAAUCCAGUCGUUGCAGCAGCCAGGCCCAGUUAUACCGCCUCCCUCCUGGGCUCGCCAGUCAGAAGCAGCCAUCUCUGUCCCCCUGGUCAGGAGGAGCUCCUCGACUGGCUGGCCGGGGCUGGGGAAGUGGCUCAGGAAACACUGGAUCGACCUGGAGCGAUGGCAGUUCUCGGGAAAGUUGCUGGUUGGUGCUCAGUAAUCUCACACCGCAGAUUGAUGGCUCCACUCUGAGGACCAUUUGCAUGCAGCAUGGUCCCCUGCUGACCUUUCACCUUGGUCUGACCCAGGGCACGGCGCUAAUCCGAUACAGCUCUAAACAAGAGGCAGCCAAGGCUCAGAGUGCCCUCCACAUGUGCGUUCUGGGCAACACCACCAUAUUGGCUGAGUUUGUAAGUGAGGAGGACGUGGGUCGCUACAUUGCACAUUUAGGAGGAGCAGGGAGUGAAGGAACCUCGGCUGGCUCUGCAGGCUUAGGGCCGACCACAACCUCUGCUGUCGGGUCCAGCAGUAACGGAGGGAGCUGCGAGAGGAGCGUGGCGGGAGGACACGGAGGAGCAGGGGUGGAGGCGACGUCCACGGUUGGAGGAGCGACGUCUUCCGGCUCAGGAUGGCAAAGUCUGGACAGCACCGGCAGCUCAUUGGACCGUUCAGCCACCCAGGGGCCCGGCCUAGGCAUCUUCACCCACUGGAGCAGCAACGGAGCUGGGGUAUCCGCAGAUGUGGAGGCUGGAAGGCAGGGCCUGUGGGGUGGAGUGGGCGGGGCGAGUUAUCCCAGCAGCAGUCUCUGGGGAUCUCCAGCACUUGAGGAUCGCCACCAGAUGGGCAGCCCCGCCUCGCUGCUACCAGGGGACCUGCUGGGCGGGGGGGCCGACUCCAUCUGAUGGGCAACUGACACACACACACACACACCCCCCUGAGUUAUCUCACAUAAACAUGUUACACUCUGCUUUUAUUUACAAGUCCAGAUGAAAUGAGAAGAAGCUCUCCAACACGGAGACACUUACUACAUGAACACGUUAUCGUCAUACAUGCACAUUCAACUUUAAAUGAAGACAAACAGUAAAACUUGAACUGGGGGGGGUAAAGGAGAAACCCAUCACCUUUUAGGACUAGAUCUCCCCCUCUUUUUACUCCUAAUCCCCCAUCAGCACCAGAGAUCCGAUCACUCAGGCAUGCUCCGUAGAGCGGCUCGGCCAGAGUCCGACACGUCCGCCAGGGUAGCGGCCGUUAGUGCGCCGGACACCGUUUCUCUUCCUUUACCGUUUCACGGUCAGAUCUCCUAAUUCAGACUUGCAGACUGAGCCCUCGUAGACCUGGCUGGCAUAUCGGUGCAUCCCGAGUUAAAGCUUUAGAAGCUUGAGGUGAAGACAGAUGGGAGGUUCGUAGAACUGUCAACACAGCACGGCACUACGGAGUGAGCAGCAACCUAAGGGGGCAACGGCUGGAAGGUCAGAGUUGUAGUCGGUACUGGGGUGUGUGUGUGUGUGUGUGUGUGUGUGUGUGUGUGCGUGCGUGCGUGCGUGCAUGCAUAAAAAUAGUUUCACAGAGGGACCCAGGGUCAAAAUGAACUAAAACAAACAUCAGCCAAACUUGCACUAUAUGCCUCUGGGUUUGCCCCCCCCCCCCCCCCCCCCCUCCCCAACCACCCAAUACAUGAUUGAACUCCAACUGAAGCCCUUCCAGGACGACUGCAGCGACCACACACACACCUGCAGCUGCGUUGCUCUGCCUCAUCAGCUACUCACUGCUCUUAUACCUGACAGACUAAAUAGUAUCUCCCUGUUGGUGAACGUCAGUCGUUCUGUUCUUUUGUUUUACAAGAAAACGCGUGAAAAUACAAAUGUUUCUCCUUUUUGUUUUUUCCCUUCAAACACUGACCUCGCUCUUUUAUUCUUCUUUCUCAAAGAAAUUCAGUUGGUUAUAUAUUGGUGUAACGAUGACUUGGAUCACUUAUUUACUCGCUGUACAAGGUGCCCUGUGUGUGUGUGUGUGUGUGUGUGUGUGUGUGUGUGUGUGUGUGUGUGUGUGUGUGUGUGUGUGUGUGUGUGUGUGUGAGAGAGAGAAAACAGAGUGAUGGUUACAUGUUGAAUGGAAGCUGAUGUGAUGAAGAAGAUAAUAUCAGGAGUGUGUUUUAUUGCUACUCUGUUGAAUGUUUUUGUUCUCGUCCAGGAGAAAAUCAUGACGUGUGUGUGUGUGUGUGCGCGCGCUUGCUUUUGAACACUUGUCCGUUCCAGUCAAGGAAGAGAAUAGAUGUCAGUUUAGUGAGAACGGCAGCGUGUGGAUGUUGGAGAUGUCUGGAUAAUGUGACGACUAAACGUUCAAAACCAUCGGCACUAUCGCGUAUGUCUCUUAUAUUUUUUUGUAUUUCUUAGCAGCAUUUUGAUCCCGUUUGUAAUUUUUUUUCUGUCUAAUGCAAUAAAAGUGUAUUGUUUGUUUUUAAGACAACUGAAGGCAUUUGUGUAAAGAUGCCGCGUCCUACCAUACCAAGCUGAGCUGGAACAGUGUUUUACAGACACGUUAAAGACAUUACCUGUUAUGAUUUACUGUGUUCCUUUUUGUUAUGUUUUCAUUUAAAUUAAGUCAGUCUUUAUUAUGACUCCUGUUCAGGAUGUUUUCAUUUAUAACAGAUGUUACAAACACAGGAGGAAGUUAAUUUAAACCAGAAAAGAACAAGGUAAUAAAGGUUGAGUUGAA